AUGGGAGACGACGACCAUCAUCACGAUUUCCAGGAAGCUGGAUCCGGUGCUUCAGCCACCUACCCUAUUCAAUGCUCUGCUCUCAGAAAGAAUGGUUAUGUUCUACUUAAGGGUAGACCAUGUAAGAUCGUCGAAAUGACUACUAGUAAGACCGGCAAACAUGGGCACGCGGCAAUUCACCUUGUUGGUCUCGAUAUUUUCACUGGAAAGAAACUCGAAGGUGGGCGCACUGAAUUCCAACUUUUGAAUGUUGAUGACAAUUUCUUGAGCUUGAUGACGAAUGACGGUGCCACCAAGGAUGAUGUUCGUGUUCCUGAAGGUGAAUUGGGUGAAAAGCUCCAAGCUGAUUUCAAUGAAGGCAAGGAACUUUUGGUCACUGUUAUCAGUGCGAUGGGAGAGGAAUCUGUUAUCUCUUAUAAAGAGGCACCUAAAU
This is a messenger RNA of Dentiscutata heterogama, 433 nucleotides long. The record is from the annotation of a GenBank genome assembly. NCBI's taxonomy places the organism in Eukaryota, Fungi, Glomeromycota, Glomeromycetes, Diversisporales, Gigasporaceae.